AUGAAGUGCUUAGCUUGGAAUGUUAGAGGCAUGAAUGCCUCUACUAAAAGAAUGGAGAUAAAGAAGGUGUGUAAAGACCAUGAGGUUAAACUGGUAGGGCUUUUCGAAACCAAGGUUAAGUUGGAUAAUUGUGCUUCUAUUUUUGAUAGUUUUUUGACGGGUUGGAAGUAUUUGCAUAAUGGAGAUCUUGAUAACUCUAUUCGGAUCUGGCUAGGUUGGGACCCGAAUUUUUAUGAUGUGGUUUUGGUGCAAAAAUCCAAACAGUUCGUACAUGCUAAGGUGUCAAUUGUGGGUACCUCGGUGUUUUUCUUUUGUACUGUUUUUUAUGCUCUUAAUUCUGUGGUGGCUAGGAAGGAAUUGUGGGAGGAUGUUGGGGCUAUUGCUAGUGCCAUUAUUAACCCUUGGGCUGUACUAGGGGAUUUUAAUGUGAUUCGAAGUAACAAUGAAAAAAUUGGAGGGGACCCUGUUCGGAUUGAAGCUAUGGAUGAUUUUAAUUCGUUUAUAGAUGGUGUCUGGGCUUCUAGACUUGAAAUGGAAAGGGGAGGCUUUGACCUGGAAUAA
Telopea speciosissima is the source of this 561-nucleotide messenger RNA. RefSeq lists its product as uncharacterized. The record is from RefSeq and is a predicted model, not a curated record. The transcript has a single exon. NCBI's taxonomy places the organism in Eukaryota, Viridiplantae, Streptophyta, Magnoliopsida, Proteales, Proteaceae. Bases 1 to 561 code for a protein of 186 amino acids.